This is a messenger RNA of Cyphomyrmex costatus, 2348 nucleotides long. Its product is annotated as CCAAT/enhancer-binding protein. The transcript has a single exon. Gene Ontology annotation, biological process: DNA-templated transcription; regulation of transcription by RNA polymerase II. Bases 609 to 1664 code for a protein of 351 amino acids. Lineage: Eukaryota; Metazoa; Arthropoda; Insecta; Hymenoptera; Formicidae. Gene Ontology annotation, molecular function: DNA-binding transcription factor activity, RNA polymerase II-specific; RNA polymerase II cis-regulatory region sequence-specific DNA binding. The record is from RefSeq and is a predicted model, not a curated record.
UCUCAAGUGGGUUUGUUGUUGUCGCAUCGAGUUCCCGUACCCUCGAGCUCUCCACGUAUAGCGGUCCUUCCGUGUGUAUUCCGAGUGCGAGAGGCUACGAGCGAAUGUACGGCUGGUGCGUGUAGGCGUUAGUAAACGACGUCAAGAGAGACUACUGAACGAACGCGUGUUGCGACGCGAAGCGGACAACGAGAGUUAAAUAGUUGAGACAACGUCGUCAGAUGGGACAACGUGUCUUACCGUCGUCCUCGCAAUCUCGGAAUAUAUAAUCCGGGGAAUAACAUUAAGUAAGUAUUUGGAACAGUGUCAAAAACCGCGACGCGUGCUCUUUCGAGGAAAACGUUUGUUGUCCACGGCGGUGACGGCGUGACGACGAUAAAUACUCACCGGAAAGUACUCUCCUCAUCUCCUACCGGCUCGUCUCGGACGACGUAGUACGCGCUACGACGGCCGAAGGAGAGGGAGAUAUAUAACUAAGUAGAACCGAGACGCGCGCGCGGACACAAGGACGUUUUCUACGUAUACGUAGACAAACGGACGCGGACGUACAGGUGGUCGCGCGGUGAAGUCGCGAAAGAGGAUUCCCAUCUGUGAUGUGUGAGUGAGCGAUGGAGUCCCCAGUCAUGUACGAUUCGGCGGCCCAUCAGGCCCAGGCCCAGGGUACGGCUGAUUUGAAGAAGUCCCAGGUGCUCAACAACAAUACCAGCAAUCAGAACAAUAACGCCGCGGCGAAUAACAACAAUUCCGCGCUGCAGAUCAACCACAAUCACAACCAUCAGCAACAAAAUAGCGCGGUGGUGAAGCAGGUCUCCGGCAGCAAGGCGAGCUUACAUCAGCAAUACGCCGAGCAUUGCGCCGCUGCUGGCGAGCUUACUGAUCUCAAUGCUCCAGAAAUUUCGCUGGAUCUUCAGAAUUUGAUCGAUGAUAACCAAUUCAGCGAUAAUAUACUGGAUAUGCUCGGUCCCAAUAACAACGCUAUGAAACACGUCAGGACGGGCGGUUAUCCCCGCACGACGCUCGCUUACAUGCCGCAACCGGUGCAUAGCGGAGCGACCUAUCACCAGAGCAGCAAUAGCUGCAGCGACAGCAACAGCUCGAGUUCGGAGUCGCCUAGCAUCAAGGAAGAACCGUUGGACCCAGCGGACUACAGACGCCACUGCCCUCAGUAUCCACCCACCGGUUACAGCCCGGUGACGACGAACAACCCGUUCGCCAAUGGUGGCCAGACCUUCACCACCUUGACGCCGUCCACGAUACCGGGCGGUCAUCCAGGUGCGCCGGUUCAUCAGGCGCCACCGCGGGGUGGCCCCAUGAAGGGGCCGGUAAUGGCCCAUCAGCAUCACCCUACCGCGAACGUCGCCAGAAAACAAACCAAGGCUAUCGACAAGGCAAGUGACGAGUACAGGCGACGGCGGGAGAGAAAUAACAUCGCCGUGAGGAAGAGCCGCGAGAAGGCGAAGGUACGAUCGCGUGAAACCGAGGAGAAGGUCAAGCUGCUGGUGAAAGAUAACGAUUUGCUGAAGAAACGGAUCGAGCUGCUCAACGAGGAGCUCAAUGUACUCAGGUCGCUCUUCAGCUCCGUUGGCGUGGUGCCCGAGCAGUUGCACCGCGAGAUCUCCAGGCAUCUCGAUCAGUUUCAGCAGCAUGCGGUUGGACCUAUGUAGCAGCAGCAGCAGCAACAGUGCACGGACAUUGCCACGCAAUUCGAGAUGACAUCGUCUUCCGACGACAUCGUCGUUGACUCGCGUCCUUGGGCCAUCAGGCUGCUCCGAUUGUGAAAUGAAGUCAGUCGCAUCUUCCGCUUCCUCCUGCUUCUCCCCCACAGUAUCGCGCACAUCUCCGAAGAGAAAUCGUCCCUCGUUCUCCAUCCCUCCCUCCCGUUUGCUCAUCUAUCUUUUUCCUUCUCCUUUCAUCUUCUACGUCGUCCUUUAUAAUCUCACUCGGCUCAGAGUGCUCGAUGCGAACACACGUGCAUGCGUGCGUGCGUCGUCGUCGUUUGCGUUGAGAUCCGCGAAGACGCGAACGUGGAGGAAGAAAGAGGGGGGGGGGGGGAUUGGCGAGUCGCGAAGGAGGACGAACGCGAAGAGCAAGCUAUUCUAUACUUUUGAUGACUGAAAAAACCGCGGUCGGCGUGGUUCAUGCAAGAACUUCGCAUUUUGUUAGAAGUGGCUUUGCUCGCGGGACGUGCAUCCCUUCGCUUCAGAGUGCCGUUCGGACACUGAGAAAGCGAAAGGGAGGCGAAUACCAAUAAAUAAAAGAGUAAAUCGUGAAGAAUCAAUCGCGUGAACCGCUAUAGCGAGCCGUCGUAUUGCGAUAUCUCUCCAGGCGUAGACGCCUUAGAGUCAACG